AUGCCAACAACUCCUCCUUCUAAUAAUCCUCCUCGCAUUGCAAACAGGCUGCGUGCUGGACCUGCUGGCUUAUUGUAUGUACCCUAUUCAUUCCUGAUCCCAAUAAAUACAUUCUACGACGACGAGGACGAUGUAGACACAAGAGGCCUUGAUCUCGAACUCCGUACUCUUGAUGGUUUAGAACUGCCACCCGACUAUUGGGCUUACUUCAACAAAACUAGUCAGACUGUGGCAGGGAUACCAUUGGCGUUUUUAGCUCUUGGACCAGCAACUUUCGUCUUGGAGGCAAGAGACAGUGCUGGGUUAGUGACAAGAUUGGCUUUCACUAUUUUGAUCAAUUUCAAUUUCCUUACGACGACCAACACGCUGGUUCAGACAUUUGACGUCGACUUCUCGUCGUUCAAUUCCGAUUCUACACAGAAAGCCGAUCUGGUUGAGAGACUGUCAAGUGGAGCUGGAGUCCAACAAGACUUGAUGCUUGUUCAGUCCUUCACAUCCGGUAGUGUUCGGUUACUAUGGUCCAUAGCAACGGAAUCUUCAUCCGAUUGUGAUAAAAUCCAUGAAGCCUUAGAUCGGAUGGAGUCGCCUAACGGGACCCCCACGCCUCAAUUCGUUUCCAUCAUGGGUCCUUUCCCUCCAGUAGGUUCAAUUGAAGUGACAAGGAGUGGACUGUGUGCUGUGACUCCACCGACUGUUUGA
Corticium candelabrum is the source of this 699-nucleotide messenger RNA. Its product is annotated as dystroglycan 1-like. NCBI's taxonomy places the organism in Eukaryota, Metazoa, Porifera, Homoscleromorpha, Homosclerophorida, Plakinidae. Gene Ontology annotation, cellular component: dystroglycan complex; sarcolemma. Gene Ontology annotation, biological process: morphogenesis of an epithelium; muscle attachment; axon guidance. The transcript has a single exon. The record is from RefSeq and is a predicted model, not a curated record. Bases 1 to 699 code for a protein of 232 amino acids. Gene Ontology annotation, molecular function: calcium ion binding; laminin binding.